Messenger RNA from Cricetulus griseus (Chinese hamster), 702 nucleotides. The record is from RefSeq and is a predicted model, not a curated record. NCBI's taxonomy places the organism in Eukaryota, Metazoa, Chordata, Mammalia, Rodentia, Cricetidae.
AUGCUGAAGCUGAGCGUCACUUCGGCUCCCACGGCAGACAUGGCGACAUUGACAGUGGUCCAGCCGCUUACUCUGGACAGAGAUGUUGCAAGAGCAAUUGAACUACUGGAAAAGUUACAAGAAUCUGGAGAAGUGCCUGUGCACAAGCUACAGUCUCUCAAGAAAGUGCUUCAGAGUGAGUUUUGUACAGCAAUCCGAGAGGUGUACCAAUACAUGCAUGAAACGAUCACUGUUAAUGGCUGCCCCGAGUUCCGAGCAAGGGCCACAGCAAAGGCAACAGUUGCAGCUUUUGCAGCCAGUGAAGGUCACUCUCACCCUCGGGUAGUUGAGCUGCCAAAGACUGAUGAAGGCCUGGGUUUUAACGUGAUGGGAGGAAAGGAACAAAAUUCCCCAAUUUAUAUCUCCCGCAUCAUCCCCGGAGGGGUAGCUGAAAGACAUGGAGGCCUGAAGAGAGGAGAUCAGCUGCUCUCAGUGAACGGAGUGAGUGUGGAAGGGGAGCAUCAUGAGAAAGCUGUGGAACUUCUCAAGGCUGCCAAGGACAGUGUGAAGCUGGUGGUCAGAUACACCCCAAAAGUCCUGGAGGAGAUGGAGGCUCGCUUUGAAAAGCUGCGGACAGCUCGACGUCGGCAGCAGCAGCAAUUGCUCAUUCAGCAGCAGCAACAGCAGCAGCAACAACAACCACAACAAAACCACAUGUCAUAG